CUUAAAUUAGCAAUUUGUUUAUCUAAUUGCUCACCUAUAUCCAUAAGUCCUCUUCCUCCUAGAUUCCGUGGUAAUGUUGUUCUUUCUACUGCACUUUUAGGAUGGUGUUUUUGUGCCUUUGUGAGGUGUGUUCGUACUUUUCGCUGUAGAGCUUCUAUAUCUGUUUUUGUCCACUUAACAAUACCAAAUGAGUAGCUAAGCGCGGAACAUGCGUAGGUGUUUAGUGCCUUAAACAAAUUUCUACUGUUAAGGUGUGAGCGAAGCAGCUGUUUUACCCUUCGUAUAAACUCAGUAGUUAUCUCUGUUUUCAUUUGUUUAUGGUCAAUUUUCCGCGCCUGCUUUACCCCAAGAUAUUUAUACAUAUCGUUUUCACCCAUGGCCUCGAUGUUCUGGCCAUUUUGCAUAUCGAAUCCUCCGGGCUGUACUUUUCCUCUGACUAUAUUUAAAAUACGGCACUUGUCUAGUCCGAAGUGCAUACUAAUAUCAUUAGAAAAAGUUUCUACAGUUUUUAGCAUCUCGUCGAGUUGGUUUCGAGUGGAAGCCAUUAAUUUCAAAUCAUCCAUGUACAAUAAAUGAUUAAGCUUCGCCAUCACAUUGUUGUUACUUUUAAUGCUAAAACCUGCAUCUGUGGAGUUCAAUAGCUGAGAUAGUGGGUUCAUAGCUAGACAGAACCACAGAGGACUCAACGAAUCUCCUUGAAACAGGCCCCGGCUGAUUGCGAUAUUUUCAGUUUCGAUGUUAUUUUCACCAGGUAUUUGAAGGUGAAUUCUAGUUUUCCACUCUGUCAUUAUAUGUUGUAAAAAGGUCACUAUAUUAUCAUCGACUUUAUAUAUUCUCAAUAUAUCUAUAAGCCAUUCAUGCGGCACUGAAUCAAAGGCCUUCUUGUAAUCAAUAAAAGCAGUAAAUAGGUUCCUCUUUUUGGAAUAUGCUUGAUUAGAAAUGACCGAGUCGAUGAUAAGUUGUUCUUUGCAACCCAUGGAACCCUUAGCGCAUCCUUUCUGUUGAGGCUCUAUGAUAUUGUUCAGAGCACAGUGUUGGUAGAUACGCCGGGCUACACAGGAUGUGACCAAUUUAUACAAAGUUGGAAGACAAGUAAUUGGGCGGUAUUUUGCUGGAUCUUGGGUGUUAUUUUGAUCUUUCGGUAUUAAAUAAGUAGUUCCCUGAGUUAGGAAUGAUGGUAUAUCCUGCGGAUUAGAAAUAACAUUAUUAAUUAGUGUCGAUAAGCAUUUAUGAGCACUCCAAAACUUCUUGAGCCAAAAGUUUUGAACUCCGUCUGGUCCAGGAGAUUUCCAGUUAUGAAGCUCUUUGAUGAUAUUUGAGACUUCUUCAGUGGUGAAGGGUUCGUAGAGAGUAGUGGUGUAGUGUUGGCAGUUCUGUGCCGUAUCUUCUAUCCAUCCAGCAUUGUUGUUAAGAGCAGCUGGUGUGGAAAGUUGAUUUCCCCAAAACUCAUGAAUUUCUUCUUGGCUUGGAUAAGACUUAUCGAGAUUUUCUACGGUGGAAUUGAGUUUUCGAUAGAACGCCUUCUCAGCAGUCUCAAAAAGGGCAUUGACGGAUUUUCGGUUGUUACUCACUUUGUACCUUCUUAGUCGUCCUGAAUAAACUGAGAGUCUUUGUUUUAAUGUAUCCAGGCACUGUUGGGCUGUGUUGUUUUCUGGAUCGUAUCUUGAGUGUCUUGCAGUAUUCCGUAUUAUUUCUUCAGCUCUCCUGAUGACUCUUGUACUUCUUACACCUCGUAUAUAUUCUGUGACUUGACCAAUAUCCCUACGCAGCAAUUCAAUCUUUCCGAGCAGUCUUUUUUCCCAGGGUGCAAUUCUGCUACCAGUCCUUCCGUUAUUAGUACCCUGUCGUGUUCUGAUCUUAAUGCCCAUUACAUUAGCAAUUGCUGUUGCUGCGCAGUAGAUUAGCAUGUGCAGAUACUCUAAUGUGUGGGCUUCUACGACUUCUUAUUAUUAUUAUUAUUAUUAUUAUUAUUAGUCCCCUAUUAGUCCAGUUGUCAGAGGUUUGCUAAAAAUGCUAGAAGAUGCAAAAAAGUUUGCUACUCCUACUUGCUAACCACUUUUGUUUUCUCUCUUAUCAACUCAUUUCUCUUUUACCCAUUAGUCUUAUGUGCAACAUUUGUCUUUCCAAUGCUCUUUGAGUUUUCAUGAUUUUGUCAACGUUUGCUUUUGUAAACGUGCACGUCCAUGUAGGCUAUUAGGUCUGUAUAUUUGUGGUCAAUUCUGCAGUUAUCAAAGAACUUUUCACUGCCCAAUAUUCGACACUGUCGAAAGCCUUUUCGAAAUCUAUAAACGCUAUAUAUAGAGGAAUGUGGUAUUCAUUUGCUCGUUCUAUAAGGAUUUUCAUACUUAAUAAAUGGUCACUUCUGCUGAAUCCCUUUCUAAAAACAGCUAACUCUGGGUCCUUUUUUAGUUUUGUGUGUAAGAUCCAUAUGUGACCAAUUCUUGAAUUUUCUCCUGAUAUUGAUUUUGUCCAUAAUUACAGUUAGAUUGCCCUUGCCAGCAGAAUAUUAUUAUGGAUUCAUCUUCUUUUAAAGCGUUGAUAGCUUUUAGUUCUUCUGAUUAAAAUCAGAAUUUGAUGUUGUAUCACCGAGAAUUUGAUGUUAUAUCAUCAAUUCUUGCAAUUUCCUGUUUUAUUAAAUAUAUAAAUAUAAUUUUCCUUACAAUGCAAUCAAUUGCAGCUUAAUCCCAUGUAAGCAUAAACUUUAACUACUAUAUUUUUUAUAUUAUUAACCUGGUUUGAACCCUAUACUUUAUUUACAAUCAAGAUGCACUGGAAAUAAACAAACCCAGACAUUUGAAUGUUACAAAAAGCACUUCCGAAUCAUGAUUUACAAUGUAUCAACAUUGUAAAUGAUGAUUUGGAAUUUAUACAAUGUAUAUAAUUGUAAAUCAUGUUUUGGGAAUUCUCCUUGUAACAUUCAACAUGUCUUGGUUUGUUUAUUUCUAGUGCAUCUUGAUUGUAAAUAAAUCAAGUAUAAGUUCAUAUAGGUAAUCUUCUACCCAAGGACCUCCUUUGUCUACGUUUCUCUUGUGUUCUAUUCGUAUUCUUGAUGCAAUGAUUAUUUUGCAUUUAAUUGACAUACAUAUCGCACCCUCAGUGCAAGACUGCAGUAACUCAAAAAUUUAUGAAAAUAAAGUAAUCAUGGAAUUCGAUUGUAAACAUGCAUAUAUAUCCCCCUGUAAAACUUUAGUAACUUUCAAAUGCUUAAUGGGCUAAAUAUUACAACAACAACAGUUUAACUAUUUUGCGUUUUUAAACAUAAGUUCCGUGCAAAACUGUUGUAACUCUAAUGUAACAGAGUUACAACAGUUUUGCACGGAACAUUGCAACGGAUUCGAUAACAAGCAAUGAAAAAAGUAAGAUAUUUGUUAUUUUAAUAUCUAUAUCUGUGGUGUUUAAUUUUAAUAUACAGCGCGUCUACGUAGUCCAUUAACGACUGAGACAAUAAACAAAGAUUUUCGAGACCAAUCUAUUUAUGUAAAUUUUAUGUCCUUUGUGUGAUAUUAUAUUUAUUUUCCAUAAGAUGUGUGCCAUGUCGUUUGACCAUUUAUUUGUUAGAUUGGAUUAAAACCACAUAAAUUAAGACUAAUUAUUUACGACCAAAAAGUAUUUUUUCUCAUGAAAGGAAAAACAGUUAUCUUAAAACUUGUGUACAUAUUGACAAUACUGAGAGGUCAAAAAUAUCUAUUAUCAGAAAACUUGCCAAAGAACAGCCAAAAAUUCAAAUGGCCAAAAAGAAAGAUUUGGUAUACUUAUGCCAUUCGGGUAUGAUACCAGAAGCCCACCAUAGUUUUUAUAAAAAUAUUUUGGCACAAGAUGAUGUACGAGAAGAGGAUAAUAACUACGGUAAAACCGGUCAGCAACGGACACUAAAAAUGAAAGAACUAUUGGCCGGUAUUGCCAGUUUUUGUAGUCUAGAUAUACAUAAUUGGUUUGGGGAAUUUUUAAACUGGCUGUUAGUACAGGUGGCCGUUAACACAGGUUUUACUGUAAAAGUAAAUGUGUCUACACUUUUUACAAUUUUCUCCUUGCAAAACUGUUGUAACUUGAAAUUCUAAUACUAAAUGUGUAGCGAUUAACAAUUUUUUCCGUGCAAAAGUGUUGUAACUUUGAAAUUCCUAAGUUUUUUGCAUUAAUAUUAUUUUAUUUAAAUUUCUAUUUUUGGUUAAUGUAAUAUAGGCUAAGAAGCAGGCAAAAUCAUAAUCAAAUGUUAAUUUUUCUUAAAAGUUGUGUCUUAUUUCACCGAUAUUAGCACGAAAAUAAACAAAAUCGUCUUUAUCUCGAAACUUACUUAUUUUGACUUACUGCAGUCUUGCACUGAGGGUGCGAUAUGUAAUCAUUACUUAGCAAAAAUAAUAGGGCAAGAGAUAAACCAGCACAAAACAAAAUACAUGACUAUAUAUAGGGAAGGACGACACAAAAACUCAAAUCCUAAUAACACAGAAUCAUAAACUUGAAACUGUAUCCACCUUUAGCUACUUGGGAGUAACUAGAGGGAAAACCGGAAAAGAGAGAACAGAGGAAAGAAUUCUGAAAGGCAAAAAACAUGGAAUGAAUAGAAAUCUGCUGAGAUGCAAGGCUCUAAGUAAGAGAACAAAGAUUAACUUAUAGAAGACCUUAAUCAGACCUUUUGUUACAUAUGGGAUGGAAACAACGCAGAUUAACAAGGAGGAAGAUAGCCUUCUGAAAUUUGAAAAAAAAAGUGUAAUGAAAACGAUACUGAGCCACAAUGUAACAUGAGAAGGGGAAAAAAGAAUGAAAACAAAUGCCGAAAUUGAAGAAGAAUUAAAGGAAAAAAAUCUAGUCAGAUACAUAAAAUCUCUUCGUUUGGAAUGGAUAAGACAUAUACAGAGACGCCCACACUCUAGUGAUGUUGAUUAUAGUUACUUUCGAGCAAUCGUUACAAAUCGUUACUUUUGUAUAAAGUAAUCAUUUACAGUAUUCGUUACUUUGAUUGCUUUUGUAUUUGAGUAUUUACCGGUAAUCAUAUGGAGAAUCGCAUUUCUCAGUACAUAUUUUGUAUUAGUAGGAUAUUUUGAUUACUAUGAUUACUUUUGUAUUUGAGUACCGGUAAUCAUAUCGAGAAUCGCAUUUAUCAGUAUUUCGUAUAAGAUCCGAUAUAACAAACGACCUUCACCGAUCUAUAUGGAUAGAAAUUAAAUGAUAUGUAAUCUAUUAUGUUAAAAAUUAUUAACAAGGGGUGCCCGACAUAAUUUUGUCCAGACUAAUAAAUAAUUAAAAAGGAAUUUUUUUUAUAAAUUCUACUAAUUUUUUGGCCCGGGCAGAUAUUAUUUUAGAUUUUUGGAUAUUUUCGACUACAGUUGUCAUUUGUAUGGAACUGCCGCAAAGACACAUUUGAAUAAAUUAGAAAUACAAAAAAAUAAAUGCCUUCGAAUUUGUCUUGGAUAUUUGAAGUCUACACCCGUUAAUGUAAUGGAAGUUGAGGCGAUAGAACCACCCCUGGAAUUUCGACGACAGUUUUUAAGUGAUAAAUUCAUUACUAGAACCAUAGGAAAAAAUACAAACUAUUUGCAGAAUAUACAUAAGUUAUCAAUUUUAGAUCUAACUCAUAAAUAUUGGACAAAGAAAAAAUGUUCACUUCUUGUAGAUAGUUACUUGAAAAUAUCUCAAUACCGAAGUACUUUCUAUAAUUAUGAAAAUCAAGUUUCACCUAUGUAUUCCCAUGUAUUAGAAGAUCUUUUCUCAAAACAAAUUAAUACUUUUUUUAUGGAUAUUAAUUUAAAUCCAGCCGUUUUUCAAUCAUUUAUACUUCAUAAAUGGCCACAUUAUCAGUUUUACUAUACAGAUGGAUCCAAAGUACAAAAUAAAGUAGGAUGUGCAAUAAUAAAUAUUCAAAGUGGAUUUAAAAAAUUAUUCAAAUUGUCAGGUGAAUCAUCGAUAUACACUGCUGAAAUAAUGGCGAUACUUUUUGCUUUAAGGCACAUAUAUAGUAACGAACCCUAUAGCUGCAUAAUAUUUACAGACAGUAAGAGUAUCGUUGACAGACUAACUUACGUACAUAGGUCCCAACAACUAAAUCAUAUAGAACUGGAAAUUAUGACUCUUUAUAAUAAAAUUACAAAUUUGGGAAAAAACAUCAUUAUAUCAUGGAUAAAGGGACACGCGGGCAUUAAGGGUAACGAAAUAGUAGACAGGCUAGCCAAAUCCGCCCUAGAAAUAGGCGAAGAACCUGCCCUGAACUUAUUACCCAUUUCGGAUAUUGAUAUUAUUAGUAAACGACAUCAAAAAGAAAACUGGCAAACGUAUUAUCCAAACACGAGAACUGGAAGUAAUUACAAACAAAUGCAGCCUGAAAUUCCCAUAAAAAGAUGGUUUUAUUCUGUAUCAAAUCGCCAUUUCAUAAGAGUUAUAAAUAGAUUGAGAUGUAAUCACGCUCUUACUCCCCUUCAUAUGUUCAGUUUGGGUCUCACAGAGUCACCUAACUGUGAGUGUGGACAAGAAGAUGAUCUACUACAUAUUCUCCUCGAAUGUUCCCAUCAAUCAGUAAAUAUAAACACAUUUUAUGAUAAUCUUAAUAUUUUAAAAAUUCCACUUCCCGUCUACCUAAACAAUUUGAUUUUUUCUGAAGAUAUUAAUAUAUUAAAAACAAUUUACGAGCAUAUCAAAAACUGUAAAUAUAAAUUGUAGCAACAUAAUUAACCCUAUAUUUAAGUAAUUUUGUUAAAACAAAACAGGCAUGUUUGUUAAAACAAAACAAACAUGUUUGUUUUGUUGUUAUUUUUUUUAACCCUCUAGAUUUAAGUAAUUAUUGUAUAUUAUAAAAAAGAGUAAAAAAAAAAGAGAAAAAACUAAGAAGAUGUAUACCUCCGCGAAGUUGAAUCGGGUUUAUGUCUUAGCGUAGUAAAAAAAACAAUUAAAAAAAACAUUAAAAAUAUAUAUAUAUAUAUAUAUAUAUAUAUAUAUAUAUAUAUAUAUAUAUACAAAAAAAAAUAUUCAAGCAGCAGCGAGAAGCGGAACUACCUGACUUGACAAUGGCAAGUGAGAUCUUGCCGAAACGUCGUCAAAAUAAUGGUUUUUAUCAAAACCAAAAUUAUUCAACGCGGAGUCAAACCCGGAAAACAACAGAAAGCACAAGAAAACAAGAAAACAGAAAGCACAAGAAAGCACAGAAACUUCAAGUGUAACACAAAAAAAAAUAAAUAUAUACAAAAAAAAAAUAUUUACAUCCAAAAUAAUGUAUUUAUUUAGAUAGUAGUAUGUUAGUGUAUUAUGUACAUAUAUUUAGACUUAAAAAUACAAAAAAAUUCCUCUGAUUGAAAAAAAAAUAUUUGUUUUUAAAAUAAAAUGUCUGGCUAAUUGGCUCAGCCAAGGCCAUCAAAUUCACACACAAAAAAAGAUUUUUGGAUAAUAAUAAAAUACACAUGGACCCAAGGCAUUUAGGAAAAAUAAAUUAUUUUUAGGAAAUAGUGAAACAGGACAUCUGUGAAUUAUCUACCUCGACAAAUCGUAUUUUAUCGUAUAGACAUCUGUUUCUGGGUGCAUGCUUUGUUAAAUGAUUUAGCUGUUUCAGCUACUUCUUAGAGCUCUGUAAUCCUGUAAACCUCUUCAUAUCCUUCGCCCUUCAUAGAUAAAAUUUUAGUUAACUGUACUGAUACCGAACACUCGUGGAGUACCGGGCCGAUUCCGAUAUCAACCGAUUGUAGAUACAAUACUCAAAUAGGUACUUGCUCUGAUACGAUUCGUACAAAGUAAUCAAAGUAACGAUUUGCCUCUGUAUAGUAAUCGUUACUUUCGGUAUUCGUAAGUAACGAGUACUUUGUAACGAAUAGUUACUUUUUCAACCUCACUACCACACUCAGAUAUGUUGAGAAGAAUAACUAACUGGACACCACUAUGGCCCAGGUGUAGAGAAAAGCCUAGACGAAGAUGGCUGGUUGAUGUAGAAGAAGAUAUAAGAACAAUGAAUGUUAAAUACUGGAAAGUUCAGUGCAAGGACAGGAAGAAAUGGAAAAU
Diabrotica virgifera virgifera (western corn rootworm) is the source of this 7974-nucleotide messenger RNA. RefSeq lists its product as uncharacterized. Lineage: Eukaryota; Metazoa; Arthropoda; Insecta; Coleoptera; Chrysomelidae. Gene Ontology annotation, biological process: DNA replication, removal of RNA primer. The record is from RefSeq and is a predicted model, not a curated record. Gene Ontology annotation, molecular function: nucleic acid binding; RNA-DNA hybrid ribonuclease activity. The coding region runs from base 5434 to 6648 and encodes 404 amino acids. The transcript has 2 exons.